Terrapene triunguis (Three-toed box turtle) is the source of this 1404-nucleotide messenger RNA. It is a transcript of the gene CALML6, whose product is annotated as calmodulin like 6. Gene Ontology annotation, molecular function: calcium ion binding. Lineage: Eukaryota; Metazoa; Chordata; Testudines; Emydidae. The transcript has 5 exons. The record is from RefSeq and is a predicted model, not a curated record. Bases 73 to 543 code for a protein of 156 amino acids. Gene Ontology annotation, cellular component: myosin II complex.
AUCUGGGGCCAGACACUGUUACUGGUAGGUUAUUGACAUCCUGUCUGAGCAGCCUUCCUAGACACUGCAAACAUGGCUGAGACACUGACACCAGAGCAGAUAACAGAGUACAAAGGCGUCUUCGAGAUGUUUGAUGAGGAGGGCAAUGGGUUAGUGAAAACAGAUGAUCUGGAGAAGCUUAUGAGCUUGAUGGGAAUCAACCCAACCAAGAGAGAGCUGGUGACAAUGGCAAAGGAGGUGGACAAAGACAAUAAGGGCACCUUGAACUGCGACAGUUUUCUGAUUUUGAUGGGCAUUUAUCAUGAAAAGGCUAAAAACCAGGAUGAAGAGCUGAGGGCAGCAUUCAAGGUCUUUGAUAAGGAACACAAAGGCUACAUUGAUUGGAAUACACUCAAGUAUGUACUGAUGAAUGCUGGAGAGCCACUAAAUGAACAGGAGGCUGAACUGAUGAUGAAAGAAGCUGAUAAGGAUGGAGAUGGAACCAUUGAUUAUGAAGAGUUUGUGGCCAUGAUGACUGGAGAAUCCUUUAAACUUGUUCAAUAGCGUCCUGCAGAAGAACCGUAUCCUUUGUUACAAAGAUCCUUCCUAGACACUCUCACCUGCAAGGGCUGCAGUUCUUCUCAAGAUGCUGUGAUCUGGAGAUGUUUCCGAACACCACUCAUACACUACCCACGUCUGAGUAACUUCACCUGGAAUUCACAGCAGGAGGAAGCUACAGACCAGACCAGAGCUGAGAGACUCCUCUCACAGCAGGUGUAGAAGCUCUUGCAGGACAGAUUCAGUUAUACAAGCAAUCUGUUUUGGGCCAUGGAAAUCGUACAAGAGCCAUAAUUUAUGUUUAUUAAUAAACUUUAUAUAGAAAGUUUUUCCAAUAUGGCUUUAAAGAGUCCUGUGAAAGGAACAUAGCGUGCUUGGGAAAGGAAUGCAUGUGCUCACUUCUCCUGUAUAAAUCAUUCCUGGGACUGAGAAUUGCUCCCAGGUCCACACCUACUUUUAUGCAUCUCAAAAACAGUUCACACCUUGGUUAGAAAUGCCUAAACUUCACUUCUGCACAGUGGACUAAAUAAAGCUACCUGAGGGAGUGCCUGAGAACAUGAGUCACAUUGCACUGAAUUUCAAGCUCACAAUAAUUCAGUGUUUCAAGUGGGCUUGGAAAAACAUUGAGGAAACCUGUGAAAUGAUGCAGUCGGGGUUGGGUAACAGAUGGAAAAGCCUGUAAUGCUGCAAGCUGGUUCUGAACCAGAGCAUAGCAUACAAGGGGAAGGGCACUGGACUUGGGGAAAGCAGAGGGAAUCCUUGUAACGCUGCAUGUCUGUGCUCCAGACUACAAGUGGGUUAAAGCAAGCUAUUAAGUCAGGAGAAAGCACUGGGGAAUUGGUCCGUCCUGGCACAGGUGCUGUUCAU